Molecule: messenger RNA, 1470 nt
Organism: Neltuma alba
Lineage: Eukaryota; Viridiplantae; Streptophyta; Magnoliopsida; Fabales; Fabaceae
Product: alkane hydroxylase MAH1-like
Exons: 1
Coding region: 1-1470 (489 amino acids)
Molecular function (GO): heme binding; oxidoreductase activity, acting on paired donors, with incorporation or reduction of molecular oxygen; monooxygenase activity
Source: RefSeq, a predicted model, not a curated record
AUGUUGCAGUUGAAUACUAUAGUAGCAGGUUUUGCAGCAGCAGUUAUAUUCGUUCUUUAUUAUUACCGUCAGAGACGAAGUUGUUGCAGAGACCCUUUGUUCACAGAAUGGCCUGUACUGGGUAUGCUACCACCACUUGUCUGUAAUAUGUGGCGGUACCAUGACUAUGUAAACGAGGCUCUCCGAAGACAAGCAGGUACUGGCAACUUCAUCGGACCUUCGUUUGCUAGAAUGAAUUCAAUUAUAACCUGCGACCCCAUGAAUGCACAUCAUGUUCUGAGCAAGAAUUUUGGCAACUACUGUAAGGGGCCUGUGUUUCGUAAUAUCUUCAAACUCUUUGGAGAUAGCAUUUUCACUGCAGAUUCAGACGCAUGGAAACACCAAAGAGCGGUUUACCAUUCAUUAUUUGUCAAAACUAAAUGUUUGGAGAAGCUGCUGGAGAGGAUCGUUCAAAUGAAGGUGGAGACUUGUCUGGUUCCAGUUCUUGAUCACGUAGAAAGGCAAGCUGUGGACGUGGAUCUGCAAGACGUGUUCGAUCGCUUAACCUUCGACCUCACUUGCUCCAUCCUGUCAGGAUCUGACCCUAAAAGCCUUGCCAUUGAUUUCCCAGAAGUUGAAUGCAAGAGAGCUUUUAAUAGAUUAGAGGAGUUUAUAUUCUACAGACACGUAGUGCCCGGAAGGAUUUGGAAGCUUCAAAGAUGGCUGAGAAUUGGAGUGGAUAAAAAGAUGGCCGAACCAUUUGAGGCUUUUGAUCGGUUCCUCGGUGAAACAAUAGCAACAAAGAGAGCAGAGAUGAGCCAAAAGAACGAAACAAAGAAACAAGAGAAUGACAUGCUGAGUUUGAUCAUGAAGGGAGAAGAACACGUGGAUGACAAGUUUUUGAGGGACGCUGGUUUUGGUAUUUUUCUUGCAGGCAAAGGCACCAUAACUUCAGCCCUAACGUGGUUCUUUUGGCUUGUUGCUGCAAACCCUUCAGUUGAAGCCAAGAUUAUUCAAGAGAUUAAGCAAGUCAAGGAACUGAAAAAACAAGUGUAUCUCCAUGCUGCUCUGUGCGAAGCUGUAAGAUUAUAUCCUCCUGUACCUUAUGUGCGCAGGCAAGCAGUCAUACGCGACAUGCUUCCCAGUGGACACGACAUUAGUCCUCGUACUGCGAUAAUAUUAUCUGUGUAUGCGAUGGGAAGGUGUGAAAAGAUAUGGGGAAAAGAUUGCUUGGAAUUCAAGCCUGAGAGAUGGAUCUCUGAAAGAGGAGGCAUCGUCCACAUGCCAUCGUACAAGUUCAUUAGUUUCAACGCGGGACCACGAACUUGCAUGGGUAAGGACCUGGCCUUCAUUCAAAUGAAGAUGAUAGCUACCGCUAUCUUAAAGAAUUAUCAUGUUCGAGCGGUGGAAGGUCAUCCCGUCUCUCCCAUGCUUUCGAUAGUGCUCCUGAUGAAGAAUGGUCUCAAAGUUCGACUCACAAAACGAGGUUGA